Molecule: messenger RNA, 2583 nt
Organism: Eutrema salsugineum
Lineage: Eukaryota; Viridiplantae; Streptophyta; Magnoliopsida; Brassicales; Brassicaceae
Exons: 8
Coding region: 1-2583 (860 amino acids)
Molecular function (GO): RNA-DNA hybrid ribonuclease activity; nucleic acid binding
Source: RefSeq, a predicted model, not a curated record
AUGUGUGGGGAUUUUAAUGAGAUCCUCACACCUUCGGAAAAGAAAGGUGGACGAGUAAGAAAUGCAAGUAGCUGCCUUGGUUUCAAGACGAUGAUGCAGGUAUGUGGUAUGACUGAUUUGAAAUCAUCUGGUAAUCCAUUUAGUUGGGUAGGGAAGCGGAGAAAUGAGGUGGUCGAAUGUUGUCUGGAUAGAGUGUUAGUCAAUUCGGAGUGGAAUAAUGCUUACCCUGCUUCACAAAUGGAAUUUCUUGAUUUAGCUGAAUCUGAUCAUAGGCCUAUGAUCAUUAAUAUUGAAUAUGAAGAAAAGCAGCGACAAGGUCUGUUUCGAUAUGAUAAACGUUUAUAUCAUAAUGACGAUUUCAAAGAUACAAUCACAACUUCUUGGCAGACUCGUAUGAGACAAACUAAUCAAUUUUCUGCGAAGUUGGUUAAGUGCAGGUCUGCUAUGGCGAAAUGGAAGAGGAGAAAUAGGACGAAUGCAGCUGAGAGAAUCCAAAUGCUGCGUACUCAGAUUGAUGAAAAAUUGCGAGAUGCUUCAAUCCAGGUAUCAGAAAUUCAUCGUUUAAAGAAAGAACUUGGUGACGCCUAUUAUGAUGAAGAACAAUUUUGGAAACUGAAAAGCAGGAACAAAUGGUUACAAGCUGGGGAUCGUAACACUAAAUUCUAUCAUGGUGCGACGAAAGCUAGAAGAUCCAGAAAUUGUAUCAGGCAUGUUGAGGACAAUCAAGGUAUUAUCCACAAGAAGGAUGAAGCUAUAGCUAAGGUUGCUGAAGAAUACUUUCACCAAAUGUUUACCACGUCUAAUACAGCUUCUGUUAGUGAAGUUUUUCCAGAGAUAGUACAAACUGUCACUUCUGAUAUGAAUUCUUUUUUAACAGCGCCUAUUACAGAUAAUGAAGUCAAAGAGGCGGUAUUCCAAAUGGGACCUGACAAAGCACCAGGCGCAGAUAGAUUCACAGCCGCUUUCUAUCAACAAUUUUGGGAACAGAUUGGAGGAGAUGUAUGUCAUAUGGUUAAAAGAUUUUUUGAAACAAAUGAGAUGGAACCAGAAGUAUUAAGCCAGAUGCUGAGUAAGGCCGAGAGAAUGAAAAAGUUCCAAGGUAUGAAAUUAGCAAGGAAUUGUCCAACGGUUACACAUCUACUGUUUGCUGACGACUCUCUCUUCUUCUGUAGAGCUACUCCAUCGGACUGUGGGCAAAUUGCAAAAAUAUUAUCUGAUUAUGAAGCUAUCUCUGGACAAAAGGUAAAUUUUCAAAAAUCGUCAGUUAUAUUUGGUAUGAGGAUUAAUGAAGAAUUCAGAGCUGUGUUACAAGGGAUUUUGGGGAUCAAUAAUAUAGGUGGUGGUGGUAAAUACCUGGGAUUACCUGAACAAUUUGGACGCAAGAAAAAGGAGCUGUUCCAGUUUGUCAUCAAACGGAUAGAGGAGAAACUAGGAGGAUGGUAUAAUCAGUUUCUGUCUCCAGCUGAUAAUGGAAAGAGGAAGACCUCAUGGGUUGCUUGGAAAAGGAUGUCUUUGCCGAAAAAGGAAGGAGCAAGCAUGGAAGAUUUUGACGAACCUAACGUCUCUACUUGCAAGAAUUUACAAAGGAAGGAAGGAAAACGACAAUGGGACAAUGGGAAAUUAGAUCUUUUGUUGACACCAGAAGAUGCUGAUUUAGCACGGACGGUCAAUCUGUCACGUUAUGCCACUGAGGAUAGGUAUAUAUGGCCCUUCACAAAGGAUUGUAGAUACACAGUUAAAUCUGGUUAUUGGUUUGCUACACAUCAUGACCAAGAUGAUAUUAUUAUGCCUCCUACAGGAGAUAAGGAGCUGAAAAUGAAGAUCUGGAAUAUCAAGCUUUUACCAAAAAUCCAACAUUUCUUAUGGAGAGCUUUGUCGGGAGCACUACCAACAGCAGAAUCACUUAUAAAGAGAGGUAUACAAGCUGAUCCAAUCUGCCAGAGAUGUUGUUUAUAUGACGAAACCAUAAACCAUGUAUUAUUUGAAUGCUCCCAGGCGAAGUCAAUUUGGAGAUGUGCAAACUAUACUCUGUUUGAUAAUGCUGUACCAAAUUUGGAAGAGAAUAUCAAAUUGCUACUGGAAAACCAAGAGAACGUGUCUCUACCUAAUCAAAGAAAUGUCCGUCCAAAUGUGGAUGCACAAAAAGGUAUUCAGAGUGCUACGGAAUUCUUGGCUGCUCAAGAGGGUAUUGCUCAAAAUUCAGGAUCAGCAAACUUACCAUUUGUCGCCACAUCGUUUCAGGCAGAAGCUGCAGGUUUUCUUCACGUUUUACAAGUAGUCUGGGCACGUGGUUGGCGAUAUGUGUGGUUCGAAAGUGACAACAAAGAGCUAACGAAGGUUAUUAAUGCGAAGGAAGAUAGCUUAAAGUUGGGAAAUGUACUCUAUGAUAUCAGUUUUCAUGGUCACGUCAAUUACGUUGAACAUCAUCGUACGUACAUAGCUAAGUUCGGAGUCACCAUAGCCAAGUUUGGUGUCAUCAUUUGGCACGCUCGUGGUGCCCAGCCGCUUCCAGUUGGAAGCAAGCGUAAGAAACCUGGUAUUCACAGAGGGUCUCAUACCAUGUCUGAACACCUACUUAUUUAA